UUCUCUCAACAUUUCUGUGACGUUUUUGCAACGUGAUAUCGUUCACUGGAAAUGUCUCAACUUCCGCCUCUUCUGUGCAGCGGAGGGAGCAACAGAAACGUUACUUAAACGGUGUAGAAACGUUUCUCCGGGUCUCAGUGUUCAGUAACUUAAAUGGAGCAUGUUAACGGAGACAACCGGGACUGGCCGCUGCAGCGACGAGUGGAGGGUAUUGUGAACAAACAUAUGGCAGACAUUGCUCGAGAAACCCUCCAGCAGAGGCUGUCUGCUGCGUCCGAUGAGAUGCACAGUCUGGCUGAACAUGUCUCCAGACGCUCCUCAGGGGAAGAGUUCAAAGACGAGUCCCGAAGAGGGGACGUGAGCUUCGGCAUAGAGCCGCCGCUCUCCUCCGCCUGCAGCUCCGGAGCCGCUGACAAGUCACUUUGUGCCCCAUCCACAGAGACUGCUGCUCAGAGGAAGAUCAUUGCUCUACUGGUGGAGAUCAAAGAGGAGCAGCAGAGGCAGUGGGCAGUGCUGAGGGAUCUUCAGGCUCGACUGCAGGGUCAGACCGGCUACGAGGAAGAGGAUGUGGAGGCUCUGGACAUGGAUCUCCCCCUGAGGACCCUGGAGCAGCUGGAUGAGAUGGAGAGACAGCUGGAUGAUGCAGGAAUACAAAAGAGAAUUGUGUCAUACCUAUCACGGAUGGGCGGGGCGACGGUUGACGACGCAGUGAGACGUCUUAUGCAGGCUGUGCUUUCAUUCGCCGUUGGUUCUGAACUCAACUGGGUGGGCCGCGGACAAAAGAGAAGCUUCAGGAACACUCGCCUCCAAGGGGUCCUCUUCUGUGCUCUGAAACGAACACCAGUGGGUAAGGAGGCCACGCAUCACCAGUACGCUGACGUGGUGAAGAAGUGGCUGCGGUUUGCUCCAUUCAGACAGGGAGGGACCGGCCGUCGCUGCUACAAACCUCCGAUGGAGUUUCCAGAUUCUGAGGAAGCUGACAGUUUUAACCAAAGCUGCACACACUGACAUUUAUCUAACUUAUUAGGUAUCCCCAAAAUACCUAAACAUUAGGGUGUCCAUUCAGAGACAAGAUAUCCACAUGCUAUGAUAGCAAUAUUAUUUCUUAAAGACACCUGCAAACUGUACACAUCGGGUGUUUUUCCUCCUCCAAAAUGUCCUUUUAAAGAGCCCAAAUGAUGAGACAUUUCUCCCAAUUCAGUGAGCUGUGUUAAAGACGGAAAACCUAGCAAUGGUGUGCCUUUCAGAACUUCACUUAAAUAUUUUAACAUUUGAUAAAAAUGCAAUCUUUCUUUUGAAUAUAUAUCAGUCAGUGCACAUCAGUCUCAAUUGUUUAUAGAUGGAUAUGAAGUGUCUUGGAAUGAAACCAUCCAGUGUAUUAUAUUUUCUGUAUGUUAAAGCAUUGUUUCACCUAUUGUACAUUAUUUUCUCCCUUUUAAUUGCCUAAUGCAGGGUUGUAACUCCACUGAGGGCAUGUGAGGAUUAGUACAGUGGAUGUUCACAAUUUAUACUGUAGGGGGCGACAAAAUCAAAGCAUUUGUCUCAGAGUGCUUAAAGUUAAGAUGUGGUCUGUCAUCUCCGGCCUCAAAAUGAAACCAUAACAUCUAAUAGAAUUUUCAAAUUCUCAGUAAACUGAAGACAAUAUUUCCCAGAAAAAGCGCUUUUUUUCCACAUGUUCUUGUGUCUCAUUUUGAUUUGUUGGUGUGUGUUUUUUGCCAAGUUGCUGGUGUACGAUUUAUUAUUUUAGUAAUAAAUAACUAUUCAUUAAAUUUUGUAUCUAUA
Messenger RNA from Sebastes umbrosus (honeycomb rockfish), 1782 nucleotides. RefSeq lists its product as uncharacterized. Lineage: Eukaryota; Metazoa; Chordata; Actinopteri; Perciformes; Sebastidae. The coding region runs from base 154 to 1008 and encodes 284 amino acids. The record is from RefSeq and is a predicted model, not a curated record. The transcript is spliced from 4 exons.